CCCGAUGAAUAUCUUCCAGUUGGGCGAACAAGAUGCGAACAAGGACGAGCCACGGUGGAGUUCAAAGAACCUGUUCAAUAGAAAACUGUCGACAGAUGACGAGUUUGAGAAACAGGCCGAAGAAAAUGGAAGCUACGACGGAAGGCGUCGCGUGUACGGGAACUACUACUUACAGCCGUCGACCGUCGUUCUUUCUGGGCAAUAAAAAGACCACGUCUACAAAGGAACUCAACCUGCAGGAGGACAAGCAAGAUGAAGCUGAGCCUGCGCUGCCUCUGCCUCCCUGUCCCCUCUCCGACAGCAGUGAGGACGAUGACUUCGGUGACCUACGGCAGAUGAAAAUACGCAAGGACGUCGCGGGAGUUCAGCGGUGCGACUCAAACUUGGUGUGCCACUACGACCCCGACACGGCCUAUGAGGAAGCGAAAAAAAACGAAGAGGCGCUGGACCUGCCUUGCUUCUCGAUUGAGAGUUCUGGUGACGAAGUAGAUCCUUCGUGCCGGGAGACGACGUUGAAGAAAU
Messenger RNA from Amoebophrya sp. A120, 522 nucleotides. The record is from the annotation of a GenBank genome assembly. Lineage: Eukaryota; Dinophyceae; Syndiniales; Amoebophryaceae.